Molecule: messenger RNA, 609 nt
Organism: Microthlaspi erraticum
Lineage: Eukaryota; Viridiplantae; Streptophyta; Magnoliopsida; Brassicales; Brassicaceae
Source: the annotation of a GenBank genome assembly
AUGCCUUGCUCUGGCGGAAGAAGGACUACAGUGGUGCUGGUUCUAUCUGUGAGAGGUCGGAUUACGAAAGAGGAAGAGGACGCCCUUUGCACGCUGCAGAUCCUCUUUGGGGCUACAAUCCUUGACUAUUUGUUCGUAUUAUUCACCGGUGGUGAUGAGUUAGAUAGUGAUAACCAGACGUUGGAAUCGUAUUUGGCCGAGUGCCCUGAUUUUCUGAAGGAUAUCUUCAGCUUGUGUGGCCACAGAAAGGUUUUGUUUUAUAACAGGACUAAGGAUGAAGACCAAAAGAAUAGACAAAUCCAACAGCUUCUCGACCAUGUUGCAGCUAUUGGAAUAAGAAAUGGUGGGAAACCGUUUACGGAACGGAUGCACCAUAAGAUAAAGGAAGAGACCAUGAGGCAUAGGAAAGAGGUAAAAGAAGCUGAAGCUAGGUUUUUAGCAAGAGAGAUAGAACAAGUGAAGAAGAAGUUAAAUGAGGAACAUGAGCACAAGAUGAGGGAAAUGGCAAAUAUGGUGGAGGAGGUAAUAGGAAAUGCUUGGCAGGAACAGCAGAGAUUGAAGCGUGUAAUCGAAUACCUGGGGCAAAGGAAAUCAUGCAACAUCAUGUAA